CCUGUGGGCUCGGGGUCGCGGCCGCGGCGGUGGGGGCUCGAGGCAGGAGCUGCGGCGGCGGGGGCUCGGGGUUGGGGCCACGGCAGCGGGGGUCGGGUUCAGGAGCCAUGGCAGGGGCUCGGGGCCACGGCGGCGGGGGUCGGGCUCAGGUCGGGAGCCGCGGCGGGGCUCGGGGUCAGGGCCGCAGCGAUGGGGGCUCAGGGUUGGAGCCACGGCAACUGGUAGGCCUCGGGGGCAGGGCUCUGUGUUCAUCUGAUUGAGUGUGUUUGACUCUGUGUUCAUCUGUAGGAUGGACCCAAAAACAAGCUUCAAUUUAGAAUUCAGGAUAUUCGCUACAAAAUCACGUUUCCCAUGGUUUUUGCACACUGAGCUUGUAGAUUCUGACAUUAUGAAUUACAAAGAUCUGCUUGAUGAAAUCAUGAGGAAGUACCCUUGUUCUUACGGGGAGGUGGUGAAAAUGUAUUAUUACUGUGCUGAGUCCAAGUCCAACAUUGAGGUUUGCUGUGAUGAAGACCUAGUUAAUAUGUUUCAGAAAAAUGCAUCCACUAAGACAUGUCAUAUUUCCAUUGCUCACUAUGACCCUAGUACUGAACCACCAGCCAUACCACUAUGGGAUGUAACAUAUGCUAAGGCAGUGGAAAUCCCUUGCACAUCAUCAAUGCCAGCUCCAACUCAAUCUUUAGAUGAACCAAGCCAACAACCAGAGGAUGAUGACAAGUACCUGCAAAACCCUGAACCAGAAAAUGAAUAUGUUGGUGUCGAUGAAGAAGGCAUGUACAUUGACUUAGGACCACAGGUUCAGGGAAAUGCAGACCAAGAGGAUGAGUAUAUUCCUGAGACUGACUCUAACUUGGAUUCUAACUUUGAAUCUGAUGGUUCUGAUGAUGAGAUGGUGGAGGAUAAUGUUCCACCCCACACAGCCGAAGCAGUGUAUGACAAAGCUGACCCACCUAUGGAAGUAGGAAGCAUAUAUCCAAACAUGAAUGCAUUUAGAUUGGCUUUAGCUACUCAUACAAUCAAGAAUGAGUUUGAAAUUGACAUUGAGAAGAGUGAACCAGGGAGGUACAGGGCUUACUGCUGUGGGAGAAUUGAGGGUUGUAAGUGGAGGAUUCAUGCUUCAACUAUGGGAGACAAUAAGACAGUGAAGGUGAAGAAGAACCCACAUCUGCAUGAGUGCCAUAGUACAAGGAGAAAAGGUCAGGUGAAGGGUGCAACCAAACAUUGGGUUGCUGAUACAGUGAGAGAUUGGUUAGUGGACAAUCCAAGGUUGACUCCAAAGGCCCUUCAACAGAGGAUAAAAGAUGAGUUCAAGGUAUGGGUGCACUACAAGAGGGUUUACCAUGGUAAAGAACUAGCUAUGACUCAAUUAUAUGGUGACUGGAGGGAGAGUUUUGACAACCUAUAUAGGUUCAAGAAGCAAAUAGAAGAAUCUUGCCCUGGUAGUUUAGUUGUUAUUGAUCAUCACACCAUCAAUAAGAAGAUUAAGUUCAACAGGCUAUUUUUUGCCAUGAAACCUUGCAUUGAUGGUUUCCUUCAAGGAUGUAGACCCUAUUUAGCUAUUGAUAGUACAUUUCUAACUGGAAAGUUUAGGGGUCAGCUAUGUGUGGCUUGUGCAUCUACUGAGACAAGCAUUGUACCUGUGUCAGCACCAAGAAUGGUUUUCCCUGAUCUUGGCCUCACACCUCCAGUUACAAAGAAGAGAAAGAGCUCAUCCACUACAUCAAUGGCUGCCAAGAAGAAGAAGAGCUCAGCCAUGUCUGUUAGAUCUGGACAAGGCUCCAACCAGCCAGACCCUAUGCCUUUGUCUAUCAUGAUGCCAUCAAUGGAGGUUGCAGACAAGGAAGAGAAUCAAGAAACAAAAAAAGAGGUGGCAGGACAUGGGAAGAAAAAUAAGAGAGAGCCAGAAGUCAUCGGAUCUCCUGCAAUGGGAACUAGAAGCAAAGCCAGUUGCAGUGGCAGUCCUGCCAUGGGAACUAGAAGCAAAAGAAAGCUCAAUGUCUAAUUGGAACUAGGUAGUCUUUUGUACUAUUUUUUGGGUCUACUUGACUAGAAUUGUGUUAAUGUAGUGCUGUGGUCUGUAUGACCAAAACUGUGGCAUUCUAUGACCAAAACUGUGAUGCUAUGGUCUGGAUGGCCAAAACAUUGAUGUAUGGUCUGUAUAACCACUUGUGUUUUCAAUUUGCAUUACUUUGCCAUACAUCUGGACACUGUUUAUGCCAUACAUGUGGAUACUGUUUAUGUCAUA
Molecule: messenger RNA, 2245 nt
Organism: Zea mays
Lineage: Eukaryota; Viridiplantae; Streptophyta; Magnoliopsida; Poales; Poaceae
Exons: 3
Coding region: 290-2002 (570 amino acids)
Source: RefSeq, a predicted model, not a curated record